GAGCGCCUCCCUCCGUCGGAGCUCGCUUUAGCGAGGUGGUUUCACCUCGUGUGGGCUGCUGGAGCACACUGCGUUUCACUUGUUUGAUCCUCCCAUCCUCCUGGCCCGACACCAUGGGAGUGACUUGUGUGUCCCAGAUGCCCGUGGCUGAGGGCAAGAGUGUCCAGCAGACUGUGGAGCUCCUCACCCGGAAAUUGGAGAUGCUUGGAGCAGAGAAGCAAGGAACAUUUUGUGUGGACUGUGAGACCUACCACACAGCUGCCUCUACCCUGGGCAGCCAAGGUCAGGCCGGGAAGCUGAUGUAUGUGAUGCACAAUUCCGAGUACCCUUUGAGCUGCUUCGCCCUCUUUGAGAAUGGCCCUUGCCUGGUUGCCGACACCAACUUUGACGUGCUCAUGGUGAAACUCAAGGGCUUUUUCCAGAGUGCCAAGGCCAGCAAGAUCGAGACCCGGGGCACCCGUUACCAGUACUGUGACUUCCUAGUGAAGGUGGGCACGGUCACAAUGGGGCCCAGUGCCCGAGGCAUCUCCGUGGAGGUGGAGUAUGGCCCCUGUGUGGUAGCUAGCGACUGCUGGAGCCUGUUGCUGGAGUUCCUGCAGAGCUUUCUAGGCAGCCACACCCCAGGGGCACCUGCUGUGUUUGGGAACAGACACGAUGCGGUCUACAGCCCAGCGGACACCAUGGUCCAGUACAUGGAACUCUUCAACAAGAUCCGCAAGCAGCAGCAGGUAAUAGAGACGAGGAAACCUAACCAAUGACUGUGGAGUAAUAUGGAAGAAGAUGGGAAAAACUUGUUUAAUGGCCCUCAAAAUAUGUGAGAGAACAAGAUGACAAAGGCCUUGGCUUUCUGGCUGGAAGACAGAAAGGAACUGAAAGAUACCUGGGAAGACAGUGGAGAAGGAGGAGCUCAGCAAACCAAGCCUGUAGAGUUAUCUGUGAACUCCCGGGUCCCCUUCUCAACAGCACAUUGCAUGAAUCUGGUCCUGAAGAGCACACAAAAACUAUUAGAAUUGAUUGUGUGAUAAAUAUCUGCCCAGGGCCUAGGCUGGCCACUGGCUAGCACUCAUGCCAGACGAUCCUAAUAUCUCUGCGUAGGCUUUCAAUGAGGAGCUG
This is a messenger RNA of Dama dama (fallow deer), 1113 nucleotides long. It is a transcript of the gene MED20, whose product is annotated as mediator complex subunit 20. The transcript is spliced from 6 exons. Lineage: Eukaryota; Metazoa; Chordata; Mammalia; Artiodactyla; Cervidae. The record is from RefSeq and is a predicted model, not a curated record. Gene Ontology annotation, cellular component: mediator complex. Bases 114 to 758 code for a protein of 214 amino acids. Gene Ontology annotation, molecular function: transcription coactivator activity. Gene Ontology annotation, biological process: regulation of transcription by RNA polymerase II.